This is a messenger RNA of Danio rerio (zebrafish), 3999 nucleotides long. RefSeq names its product bromodomain containing 2a (gene brd2a). Lineage: Eukaryota; Metazoa; Chordata; Actinopteri; Cypriniformes; Danionidae. Gene Ontology annotation, cellular component: chromosome; nucleus. The record is from RefSeq and is marked validated.
UUUCAUUGUAGCUCUGAGCUGGAGGAUAGAGGAAGUCAGAAAAACAAGGCCGCGAAACUCGGAUAUUCGAGCGAAACCGGUUUAUAAACAGAAUCCGGAUCCAUCCCGAUGGAAACGGCUCUUAGCCCGCCCUUUGACAGCUCCCUGGGCGGGUGCGACGGCAUGCAGGGGCUCACCAUGAUGGAGCAGACCAUCUCUGGACCCGGCAAACGCAUCCGCAAGCCGUCGCUGCUGUACGAAGGGUUUGAGGGACCCGCUCUGCCACACAUAGCUCAAUCUGGACCCCCUCAGCCCGCUGUGCGGGACCCCUCAAGGCAGGGCCGAAUGACCAAUCAGCUGCAGUUCCUCCAGAAGGCUUUAGUGAAGACGCUGUGGAGGCAUCACUUCGCCUGGCCUUUCCACGAGCCUGUAGAUGCUGCCAAACUUAACCUUCCUGAUUAUUAUAACAUCAUUAAGCAGCCUAUGGACAUGGGGACCAUCAAGAAGCGACUGGAGAACAAUUAUUACCGCAGUGCCAGCGAGUGCAUGCAGGAUUUCAACACCAUGUUUACCAACUGCUACAUCUACAACAAGCCCACAGAUGAUAUCGUCCUGAUGGCUCAGUCUCUAGAGAAGGCUUUCCUGCAGAAGGUUGCACAGAUGCCUGAAGUGGAGGAAGAGAUUCCUGCACCUGUCCCCAGAGGAAAACAAAGCAAACCAAAAAAAGGCCAAAAAUUAUUCUCAGGUGGGAUCACGACAGCUCAUCAGGUUCCUGCCAUAUCUUCUCUCUCUCAGCUGGCUUACUCUCCUCCAACUCCAGACACCCCAGACUCAGUGCUUUCUACGCCACCACAGACGCUUAUAACCAAGAACUUUCCUCCUCCUCCGUUACACAGCACGCCUGCGCUUUUGGGCCUCCCGCCUACACAACCCACUGCUAAGAAAAAAGGCGUUAAACGCAAGGCAGACACGACCACCCCCACCACCACAGUCAUGCCCCUCACUUUGGGUGUAGGAGGCAUGGGGAUGGGUAUGGGCAUGGGAAUGAGUAUGGGAAUGGGCAUGGGGAUGGGUCUGGGUGGAGACUCCCCACUCACCCUCUCCAAUAUGGGCAUGGAUUCCAAACAGAGCCUGUCCCUCAGCCUGGGCAUGUCUCUGGAGGACAAAGUUCCAGCCAGGCGAGGUGGCAGUGGCCGGCCCAUCAAACCACCUCGGAAAGACUUGCCCGACUCGCAGAACCAACAUCAGCCAGUGCGGCGAGGAAAGCUGAGCCAGCAGCUCCGAUACUGCAGCACCAUCCUCAAAGAGCUGCUGUCCAAGAAGCAUACGGCCUACGCCUGGCCUUUCUACAAGCCAGUGGACGUGUCUUCACUGGGACUCCACGAUUAUUACGAUAUCAUCAUGUAUCCCAUGGAUCUGAGCACAAUUAAGAGGAAGAUGGAUCAUCGGGAGUACAGAGAUGCACUGCAGUUUGCUGCUGACGUCAGGCUCAUGUUCUCCAACUGUUACAAGUACAAUCCUCCAGAUCACGAUGUGGUGGCCAUGGCCCGGAGACUGCAGGACGUGUUCGAGUUCCGCUUCGCCAAGAUGCCUGACGAGCCCCUGGAGUCUCUCCCACCUGCAUCCCUGGGCGGCGGUCUAGGCGGUGACUCCUCCUCUUCCUCCUCCUCUUCCUCCUCGUCCUCAGAGAGUGACGUGAGCAGCGAGAGUGAGAGCGAGAGCAGCCCGAGCUCUGACAGUGAGGAGGAGAGAGCGCAUCGCCUGGCCCAGCUUCAGGAACAGGUGUGUACACAGUUGAGGGCCGUUCAUGAGCAGCUGGCGGCGCUGUCCUCCACGCCCAUCAUCAAACCCAAGAAGAAGAAGGAGAAGAAAGACAAGAAGAAGAAAAAGAAGCCGGAGAAGCAUAAGCGAAGCAGGAGCGUGAUUGAGGAUGAGGUGGUCAUGCGGCCGGCCAAGAUCCCCAAACUCCCCAAGACACCAAAGAGCAGGAGCAACAGCAAAGCGGCGACGUCAACGCAGAGCAAGAAGAGCUCAAACAAGAAGAGCAACAAGAGCAAGUCAUCAAAGAAAGCUCAGCCCACGUUUUUCCCACCGCCACUGAGCCACAGUGGCCUCACACCUCACUACGACUCCGAGGAAGAGGAGGAAACCAGUCCCAUGAGCUACGACGAGAAGCGGCAGCUCAGUCUGGACAUCAACCGUCUGCCGGGGGAAAAACUGGGCCGCGUGGUUCACAUCAUCCAGUCCAGAGAGCCCUCGCUGAGAGACACCAACCCUGAGGAGAUCGAGAUCGACUUCGAGACCCUCAAACCAUCCACACUGAGAGAGCUGGAGCGCUACGUAAUGAUGUGCUUACGAAAGAAACCACGCAAACCCUUCGUGGCCAUAAAAGGCUCUGCAGGUAAAUCUCGUGAGGAGCUGGCUCUGGAGAAGAAGAGAGAGCUGGAGCGGAGACUGCAGGACGUCAGCGGACAGCUCAACUCCGUCAAGAAACCACAGAAAACCAAAGCGGAGAAGCCGUCAGCGGUGGAGCCUCACGCAGUGGCGUCACGUCUCAGCGCCAGCAGCUCCAGCUCAGACUCUUCAUCAUCCUCCUCCUCUUCCUCAUCCUCUGACACAAGUGAAUCAGACUCAGACUGAGCAGAUGAUGAUGAUGAUGAUGAUGAUAGAAAAAAAAACAUGCACUCCAUCCCAGAUCACGACAUGCAGAGAGAGACAAAUAAAGAACAGGCUUUCUCUUUACAGAGAAUUCUGGGAAAAAUAAAGGGUGGAGGAGGAGCUGAUGGGGGAAAUCAGAGCAGGGUGUUGUCUGAUUGGAGACUGGUUUCCAUUAGUUCAUCCUCCUCCGCUCUGUGUAUAUACCUGUAUAAAGAUAUAUAAAUAUCUAUUUUUCUUUUAUAAAGAAGAAUUUUAAGCAAUUCCCUGGUAGGGAAGACAAUGAUUUUCUUUUUGUGAAUCUUUUAUGUUGCUUUCUUUCUCUCCUCCUCUUUUUUUCGUGUAAACUAUGAAUUAUUUGUCCUAAAGAAAACAAAAGGCUUGGAGUGGAAACUGCUGUCACUUGUGUUUGCAUGAGCGAGAGAGAGGGUGGGUGUGUGUGUGUGUGAGUGAGAAUGUGACAUUGACACCAGUGCUUUUCCUGGUGGAUUUACACACACUGCACAUACAUGGAUGUGUUGUGCAUUUGAAUAAAUAAAAACAGAAGCUCCACCUAUUCAAAUGAAAUCAUCUGUAGUAAUGGAGAACAGGGCAUUAGGUGACCUGUCUCUUUUACCGGGUGAUCUGUUGGCUUCAGUGGCGUUUUAAAACUUGAAUCUGAUCUCCAUCAUCCAGCCUGCUUUAUUCUGAGUUUCAAAAUCUUCAUUGUUUCUUACACAAACUUGCCGAGUCUGGCUCUGUGAAUCCGCCGGGCCACAUGAGCGUCUGUUUUUCUGCAUACAUAAAUUAUUGGAACGGUCGUGUGGUUUCGGUGCUGGAUUGCGGAGCAGAUGCGAGUGUUAGAUGCACUAUCGGACACACAGCUGAGUCACGAGCUGUGGAGAUCAAUACUGUUCUGUACAUCUUGCUUUUUGACUUAGGAUCUGCGUUUUGUUUUAGUGUUUAUAAUUAUUUGCUCUGAGAAUUCAUGCACAGAUUGAGUUUUUUUUACCCUCAUAAGUCAGAAUUUCAAUACUUGGAAAUGUAGGUUCAGUGUCAUAAGACAUGCUGUUACAACAACAAAGAUUUCUCGGUCUCUUUUCUCUCUGGAGAUGUUGUACAUAUGCACCAGUUUGAUGAGCUGAUCUGUGUUUCCUGCAUUAGUUUGUCUUGUUUACAUCGGCCUUCAGCUCUUCUCUUCAGUCUUGUGGCUGGUUUUUCCACAGCUCGUUAUGGUUUAAGACGAUUACAAAAAACAAAAACAAAAAAAACAGAACGAAGUGAAACCUCAUGCUGUAAGCAUCGUCUCAACAGAUGCUUCAUGCAACCAUAAUUCUCAUCUGAAAUACGUCACGUUAAUAAAGGGGGUGAGAAGUCCUAAAACAA